This is a messenger RNA of Quercus robur (English oak), 549 nucleotides long. RefSeq lists its product as uncharacterized. The record is from RefSeq and is a predicted model, not a curated record. Lineage: Eukaryota; Viridiplantae; Streptophyta; Magnoliopsida; Fagales; Fagaceae. Gene Ontology annotation, biological process: spliceosomal tri-snRNP complex assembly. The coding region runs from base 18 to 362 and encodes 114 amino acids. The transcript is spliced from 4 exons.
ACAACUUAUAGAAUUCUAUGCAGUUCAAUAAGGUUAUCUACUAUCAAUUGAAAUUUGGGCUUGAGAAAGAUCAUACAGAUACCAGUGGUGCAACGAUAGGGGUAUCUGCACUAUUGGAUGAUUCAUGGUUAUCUGCUGAUAGCUUUUUAUACCAUCUUUGCAAGGACUUCUUUUCAUUGAUGCUAGAUGCCUCAUCUGUUGAUGGACAUCUGCUGUCGUGGACAAGGAAACUUAAAGAGUUGCUUGAGAACAAUCUAGGGUGGGAAUUUCAGCUAAACAGUGUAGUCAAUGGAAUAUACUUUGAAGAAGAUGACGAGUUUGCUCCGGUAGUAGAGAUGUUGGAUGACCCAAGUUGUAACUAACUUCGGCAAUUGAAGAUAGGGAUUGUGGUCCUCCAUCCCAUUAAUGUAAACACACUUUAGUUAUACCUAACUUGGUUUACAAUAUUUCACUUUCUUGCCAAAUUUUAAGGCAAAUUCUUUUUAGUUUUCACUAGUGUAGAAGAUAUAAAUAUUUUUGUAUAUUAUGAUAAAAAAGACUUGGUAUUUA